AUGGAAAUCUACGUAGAUGAUAUGGUGGCGAAAACCUCAGCACAAGGCUCACAUUGUGACGACCUACAAGACAUCUUCAAACAAAUCCGAACAUCUAACAUGAGGCUCAACCCAGAAAAGUGUGCAUUUGGAGUUCAAGGAGGAAAAUUUCUCGGAUUUAUGCUAACCUCACGGGGAAUCGUAGCAAAUCCAGAAAAAUGUGAGGCUAUCCUCAAAAUGAACAGCCCGAAGACGAUAAAGGAGAUCCUAACGAAACCUGAGCUGGCUGGACGCUUAAUAAAAUGGUCUGUUGAGCUCUCGGAAUACGACAUACAAUAUCAACCAAGAAAAACACCAAGAUUGCAAAUACUAGCCGACUUCAUCGCUGAGUUAACUACCACAGACAACCAAACAGAAAAAAGCUGGAAACUAUAUGUAGAUAGCGCAUCAAACAAAGAAGGAAGUGGAGCAGGAGUAACACUAAAAGAAGGAGAACAAGUCAUAGCCGAGCAAUCACUACAGUUCUCCUUUACAGCUAGCAACAACCAGGCAGAAUAUGAAGCUCUCUUGGCCGGACUAAAGCUCGCCCAGGACCUACAAAUAUCUAAACUCACUGUAUACUGCGAUUCAUUGCUCGUCGUACAACAAAUCAAGGGUGAUUUCCAGGUAAUAGACUGGAGGACACCUUUCCUCGAGUACAUCAAAACAGGAGUUAUUCCAAAGGAAGAACAAAGUCCACAACUCUUCCGAAGGAGAGCAAGCUUCUACACAAUAAUCGGAGACAAUUUAUACAGGCGAGGAUUCUCGCAACCUCUCCUAAAGUGCAUCAACAAAGACGAUGCCGAGAUACUAAUGGCAGAGACACAUGAAGGAGUGUGCGGAAAUCACAUCGGAGGCCGAGCAUUGUCUGCCAAAAUACUACGAACAGGGUAUUUUUGGCCAACAAUGAAGAGAGAUUGCAUAGCCAAAGUAAAAGCAUGCGACAAUUGCCAAAAGCAUGCCACUAUCUCAACAACACCCGCUGAGAAAUCGCACACCCUGGAGGUAAGCUGGCCUUUCGAUAGAUGGGGAUUAGAUAUCCUCGGCCCCUUCCCGAAAGCGCCAAGACAGUCAGCAACAGGAGAGACCCUUUUCAAACUAGUAUAUGGAGCAGAAGCUCUUAUACUCGUCGAAAUCAGAACGCCAACCCUGAGAGCCGAGUUAUAUGAUCAAAACAGAAACAACGAGACAAGAUCGACAAACUUAGAUCUCGUCGAUGAGGAAAGAGAGAUAGCAACAAUAAAACAACAAGCGAUGAAACAACUCUUGCAAAAGCGACACAACAAAAGAGUGAUUCCUAGAACAUUCGAAAGUGGAGAACUUGUCCUCAGGAAAACAGAGGAAGAAGGAAAGCCCCAAAGUCAUGGAAAUUUAGCAGCAAAUUGGGAGGGCCAUUCCGAAUUAACAAGGUUCUUGGAAAAGGAGCAUACCAGCUAG
Messenger RNA from Arachis ipaensis, 1455 nucleotides. Lineage: Eukaryota; Viridiplantae; Streptophyta; Magnoliopsida; Fabales; Fabaceae. The record is from RefSeq and is a predicted model, not a curated record.